Lotus japonicus is the source of this 2636-nucleotide messenger RNA. RefSeq names its product pentatricopeptide repeat-containing protein At3g12770. Gene Ontology annotation, biological process: RNA modification. The coding region runs from base 131 to 2314 and encodes 727 amino acids. The record is from RefSeq and is a predicted model, not a curated record. Lineage: Eukaryota; Viridiplantae; Streptophyta; Magnoliopsida; Fabales; Fabaceae. The transcript has 4 exons. Gene Ontology annotation, molecular function: zinc ion binding; protein binding; RNA binding.
UGCACUAAUCUAGAUUGGGAGAAAGCAAUCAGAAGUACUAAAAAAUGAGAUUCAAGAAGCUUUGUUUGAACUAAUUAAAGUGCUUUGGUUAAUAUGAGGUAACUACUGUUGAAAGAAUGGACACAGCUCUAUGGCUUGGAAACUGCUCAGUUUAUCUGCCCUCACUACAAAAAGCCCAAAGGUUACAUCUUUUGAAAUACCCACAUGCUUGUUCCUCAAGUUUAUCAAACACCUUUGUUCUUCUUCAGUUCUUAAUCUUGGACAUGUCGUUAGCCUUGACCAUGGCCUCAAUUUGGACUCUUUCUAUGCGUCUCUUAUUGAUAAUUCUACCCACAAGAGGCACCUUGAUCAGAUACAUAACCAGCUUAUUGUCUCAGGAUUGAAGCAUAAUGGGUUUCUCAUUACCAAAUUGGUUAAUGGGAGCUCCAAUCUUGGGCACAUUUGUUAUGCCCGUAAGCUGUUUGAUGAAUUUUCCCACCCGGAUGUGUUUUUGUGGAAUGCUAUUAUUAGGGGUUAUUCGAGGAGCAACUUGUUUAGGAACACUAUUGAAAUGUAUGGAUUGAUGAGAAGGGAAGGAGUGGAUCCAGAUGGGUUCACUUUUCCUUAUGUGCUUAAAGCUUGUACUGAGUUAUUGGAUUUUCGUUUGAGUUGCCUAGUUCAUGGACAGGUAAUCAGAUAUGGGUUUGGGCCGGAUGUGUUUGUGCAGAAUGGCCUUGUGGCAAUGUAUGCUAAAUGUGGUAACAUUGGUAUGGCAAGAGUGGUGUUUGAUGGGUUAAAUGAUAGAACCGUUGUCUCAUGGACUUCCAUCAUUUCUGGAUAUGCACAGAAUGGGGAAGCUCUGGAAGCAUUGAGAUUGUUCAAUCAAAUGAGAAAUACUGAUGUGAAACUAGAUUGGAUUGCUUUGGUAAGCAUUGUGAGGGCUUAUGGUGAUGUGGAUGACUUGGAGCAAGGAAGAUCUCUUCACGGCUGCAUCAUCAAAAUGGGUUUUGAAGAUGAGCCUGAUUUGCUUAUCUCACUGACAGCAUUUUAUGCAAAAUGUGGGCAGGUGAUAGUGGCAAGAUCUUUCUUUGAUCAAAUGAAGACAUCAAGCGUGAUUAUGUGGAAUGCAAUGAUAUCUGGCUAUGCAAAGAACGGUCAUGCUGAGGAAGCAGUGGAUCUUUUUCGUGAAAUGAUCACGAGAAAUAUUAAACCUGACUCUGUCACUGUGAGGUCUGCAGCCUUGGCUAGUGCACAAGUUGGUUCCCUCAAAUUAGCACAAUGGAUGGAUGACUAUGUCAGCAAGAGUGAAUAUGCAAGUGACAUUUUUGUUAAUACAGCCCUCAUUGAUAUGUAUGCAAAAUGUGGAAAUGUAGAAUCUGCUCGCAUAGUAUUUGAUCGCGCUUCUGAGAAGGAUGUUAUUAUGUGGAGUGCAAUGAUUAUGGGAUAUGGGUUGCAUGGUCAAGGGUGGGAAGCCAUUAAUCUCUACCAUGCAAUGAGGCAAGCUGGGGUAUGCCCUAAUGAUGUCACCUUUAUUGGACUUCUCACGGCUUGCAAUCAUUCUGGCCUUGUAAGAGAAGGAUGGGAGCUAUUCCAUUGUAUGAGAGGCUUUGGAAUUGAGCCUCGCAAUGAGCAUUAUUCUUGUGUGGUUGAUCUCUUGGGGCGUGCGGGUUAUCUGGAUCAGGCUUAUGAUUUUAUCAUGAAAAUGUCCAUUGAACCUGGUGUAAGUGUAUGGGGGGCCCUUCUGAGUGCAUGCAAGAUCCACAGGCAUGUAACAUUGGGAGAAUAUGCUGCAAAGAAGCUAUUCUCAUUAGAUCCAUAUAACACAGGGCACUAUGUUCAACUCUCUAAUCUAUAUGCUUCCUCUCGCUUGUGGGAUCAUGUUGCACAUGUUCGGGUUCUGAUGAGGGAGAAAGGAUUGAGUAAGGACCUUGGUUACAGUGUAAUUGAAAUCAAUGGGAAGCUACAGGUAUUCCAUGUAGGGGACAAGUCACAUCCAAGGUCUGAUGAAAUUUAUAAUGAGAUUCAGAGAUUAGAAAGAAGGUUAAAGGAGAUUGGGUUUGUCCCACAUACAGAAUCUGUUUUGCAUGAUCUGAAUUAUGAAGAGAAGGAGGAGAAUCUUAAUAUUCAUAGUGAGAGGAUAGCGGUUGCUUAUGGGCUUAUUAGUACUGCUCCUGGAACUAUACUUAGAAUAACAAAGAAUCUUAGAGCAUGUGUAAACUGUCAUUCAGCAAUUAAGCUUAUAUCAAAGCUUGUUGAAAGGGAGAUUAUUGUAAGGGAUGCAAAUAGGUUCCACCAUUUUAAGGAUGGUUUGUGUUCAUGUGGAGACUACUGGUGACAAUAACGGUUCAAGCUCAAACCAGCAAUGGAGCUUAGGGGCACUUCACCAGAUAACUUGAUUAAUGAUCACAAGAGACAGCAUUGAUAUUUACUAUACAAUUGCUCCCCAUUGCAUUUGGGACUUCCCUGAAUCAACUUCGAGGAUGACUUUCGAGAAGUUUAAGGGAAUAGCCGAGUGUGGACAACCUUUGACAGUUCUCAAACACACAGGCUUCUGCUUGUUGGUUACCAUCAAGCAAAUUUUCAGCUUCUUCAACUGCGGCUUUAAUUUUCUGCUCAUCCUCAGUGGCCUUCUUAAGGAACUUCUUAUCAUCAGCCUG